This is a messenger RNA of Sclerotinia borealis F-4128, 2355 nucleotides long. The record is from the annotation of a GenBank genome assembly. Lineage: Eukaryota; Fungi; Ascomycota; Leotiomycetes; Helotiales; Sclerotiniaceae.
AUGCCUCCCAAUGCAGGUGGAGGUCGUCCGUAUACAAGGGAGGAAUUGAUAUUUCUGCGAGAUUCACCACUAGUCGUGAAACCUGCCGGCUUACUGUCUACUGCAGAAUGGAUGGGACAAACACCUGAUACGAAUCGAAACACUUCUACAAAGAUAUCUGAUAGAACUAGAGAUCGUGAUGCGAAUCCGCUUCUAGAACACACAAGUCGACGACCACGAAACAGUGCAAAUCCCGAGAGUAUCCAACUUGUGCCCACGAGAACCACCUUCUCGUCAGCCAACCCUGCGCGCAACACAACCAAAGGCAUUGAUUCCCCAGAUCGGCCCGCUCUUCGCGAAAGCGAUUCACAAAGCAAACUUAGCUUUCGUACUAAGAUCGAUGACAGCGAUGAUCGUCCCCGACGUGACACCCUACGACUUAAGCCUGGUGAUGGUGUGGACCCUGAGGGUUGGAUGGAGGUAAAACCUCGAAAGAGUUUUGGUACCGAAGGGGCGGAACGUUUCACCGGGCGUAUGGGUGGAGACCGACAUCGAGAAGAGAAACGAUUCAAAGAUCGAGAGGAGCGCGAUCCGAAGGAACGACCGAGGGGAUUCGAAAAUUUCUCCCGAGAGAAGGACAAGAAUCAUGAACAGGACAACAAUCGCAGAAUUGCAAAUGUUAGGGGAAGAACAGAACCUUCUUGGUUUCGAGAAAGUAAUGAUGGGCCACCAACACCCCGAGAACGAAACCCGAAUGCAGAGAAGUUUGAGAAUCGACAUAAAGGUUGGCGAGAAAAGGAAUCCGAGAAUCGUGGGGAUAGAGGCGAUAGAGGCGACCGACGCUGGGGAGACAGGGACAGAGAUCAUGACGACCAUAAUCGAUCUCUUCCAGAGUGGGCGGCAGAAGACAAAAUUGGCCACAUUUCUCCACAGGAUGACUACCAGAAAUCGCAAACAUCGACUGGCAACAAUAGCCGCAAACAUACAGCAGAGGAUAUGCAGAAAUGGAAAGAAUCAAUGCAUUCCAGGAACAAGCCAGCUGGCAACAAUACAGCAGUGGAAGAAGUCACGCAGCCUAAAGUUGAUGACCAUCCUUCUUUAUCGGGUAUCCAAAAGUCUAUUCCUCUCGCACCACUUGAUACCGGUACUAAUGGAGAUGAGUUCUUCCGUUUGUGGGCUACGCCAAAGAAUGACACUGGACUCGCUUCAAAAUUUGAAGCAAGUACGGAAAGCAUGGUAAAAUCCGUUGUGUCCGCGCCUGGUGGGAAAACCUCAAGGUUCAACAAAUUUUUUAAUCAAGAUGAGCCUUCGCGCAAAGUUGAACCGCAGACAGCUAUUCCAAGACCAGCAUCUCACAGAAUGGACAAUUUGAACAACAAUGGUCAAUCUCCGGCCGACAAAGAAGCAAUGCCAAUGAUACUUGCAAUGCUACAAUCGAGUGGAACUCCCCCAGCGAAUCCGAUGAUGCAGCCGAAACCUAUUUUACAAGAAAAGCAACCAGGCACACCUUUCGAAGGACGUGAUCCUUCGCUGCAACAUCUUCCAGACCGUCAUGAUGAGAUGAGAUCGAAUGCUCAAUCAUAUUCUCAUAACCUAUAUGAUCUAAACGCCCAACGUGAAUCGUCAGGUAGUCAGCCGACUGUGCGUCCCGAAGAAAUGUUGCAUCAUUUAGUCAAUCAGCGUCAACAUGCUAUCAGUCAGUCCUCUUUCAGAGCUGAACCGCCUCGAUCUGCAGAACAAACUGCGUUUCUCAUGAGCCUCAUGAGGGACGCACAGGCUGCUCCAGAGCCUCAAAGAACGGAGCAGGUUGUUCUUGGCCACCCACCAAGACAGCAGCCUAGUCGUCAGCUACAACAUCAACAACAGCUAGAGCGAGAGCAAGAAUUACAAGCUCAGCGCGAGCGUGGCAAUCCUCAGCGUCGCCCGCCCGGAUUCUUUGACGAAUCUAUUUAUCGUGGUGGACCUCCUCAACAUGACAACCCUCGACCUCAACCUACACACAUUCUUCCACGACCCCCUCCAGGUCUCGAGCAAUUACAACAAGUUUGGCCGGGUCAGCCUUCCUCUCAACACCCUCCCCCGCAGCAAUUUCGACCAACGGCUCCUCCAGGUCUGGCUGGGAACGUCCCACGUCCUAUGCAAAUGCCCCAGCAAAUACUUCCCCCGGGUUUUCAAAUGGCUGGUUCUAUGAACAAUUUCCCGCCUCCAGAGGCACUAGCGGGUCCUCGAAACAUGCCAUUUAACCCUGCCUACUUCAAUGGCCCACCGCCGGGCUUCCUACCACCUGUUAUGACCCAAUUCUCAGCGGAAGGUAUGCCGGCAUUUCCUUUCGAUGCUCGUGGGCCACCUCCCCAAGGUGCCUUUAGACGCCAAUAA